Molecule: messenger RNA, 564 nt
Organism: Gigantopelta aegis
Lineage: Eukaryota; Metazoa; Mollusca; Gastropoda; Neomphalida; Peltospiridae
Product: glycine-rich protein 5-like
Exons: 3
Coding region: 1-564 (187 amino acids)
Source: RefSeq, a predicted model, not a curated record
AUGAUAAAUUUUACCUUUGUACAAGGAUAUGGAUAUUCUGGCAUGUAUCGCCCCAUACGUUACAGGAGAUCCGCGUAUGCCCAACCACCGGUCUAUAACAAAUACGGUCACCAUGGAUAUGGUGGUGGCAAAGGGGUUGUUGGUGGUCCAGGAUUUGUUGGCGGUCAAGGAUUUGUUGGCGGUCAAGGAAUUGUUGGUGGGCAAGGGUUUGGUGGUGGGCAAGGGUUUAUUGGUGGGCAAGGGUUUGGUGGUGGGCAAGGGUUUAUUGGUGGGCAAGGGUUUGGUGGUGGGCAAGGGUUUAUUGGUGGGCAAGGGUUUGGUGGUGGGCAAGGGUUUAUUGGUGGUAAACGGUUUAAGGGUGGCAAACGGUUUAAGGGUGGCAAACGGUUUAAGGGCGGCAAACGGUUUAAGGGAGGUAAAGGGUUUAAGGGUGGCAGAGGUUUUAUGGGUGGCAGAGGUUUCGGUGACCAGUCUAGAUUCGGACAGAUGGGACAGCAAUUUGGUGGACAGUUUGGUUUCGGACAGCAGAUGGGACGUGGCUUCAACCGACGGUUUCGGGACUGA